UCCAACCGUACAUCAGUUCAGUGUUGAUAACUAAGAGCGUCUGAUCGCUUGUGAACUUUCUGGUGCUGAUACAAAUUACUUGAAUCCUUCAAACCUAACGGUUGAAUUCUGUGAAAAAUAUCCAAAUUUUUUUUCAAAUAAAAAAUUGUUAAGCAAUAAAUCCGAAGCCAUGGUUGAUGCUGCUGUUUUGGAAAAAUUGGAAGCUGGUUUCACCAAGCUCGCAAGCUCUGAUUCAAAAUCAUUGUUGAAGAAGCACUUGACGCGCGAAGUCUUUGACAAGCUCAAGAACAAGAAGACUUCCUUCGGAUCAACUUUGUUGGACUGCAUUCAAUCCGGUAUUGAAAACUUGGACUCUGGAUUUGGUAUCUAUGCUCCAGAUGCUGAAGCCUACACUGUCUUUGCCGACAUUUUCGAUCCAAUGAUCGAAGACUACCAUGGUGGUUUUGGCAAAGAUGCCAAGCAUCCACCACGUGAUUUCGGCGAUGUCAGCUCCUUCGUCAACGUUGACCCAACUGGUGAAUAUGUUGUAUCAACUCGUGUACGUUGCGGUCGUUCAAUGGAAGGUUAUCCAUUCAACCCAUGCUUGACCGAAGCCCAAUACAAAGAAAUGGAAGAGAAGGUCAGCUCAACAUUGAGCGCUUUGGAUGGUGAAUUGAAAGGCAAAUUUUAUCCAUUGACUGGCAUGGAUAAGGCCGUUCAACAACAAUUGAUCGAUGACCAUUUCUUGUUCAAGGAGGGUGAUCGCUUCUUGCAAGCUGCAAAUGCAUGCCGUUUCUGGCCAACUGGUCGUGGUAUUUAUCACAAUGAUAACAAAACCUUUUUGGUUUGGUGCAAUGAAGAAGAUCAUUUGCGAAUCAUUUCCAUGCAAAAAGGUGGUGACUUGGGCGAAGUUUAUCGUCGUUUGGUAACUGCUGUUAACGAAAUUGAAAAACGUGUCCCAUUCUCACACAACGAUCGUCUUGGUUUCCUUACUUUCUGUCCAACCAAUUUGGGAACAACCAUCCGUGCUUCAGUGCACAUUAAAGUGCCAAAAUUGGCUAAGGACUACGCCAAGUUGGAAGAAGUUGCCGGAAAAUACAACUUGCAAGUUCGUGGUACAUCUGGUGAACACUCUGAAUCAAUUGGAGGAAUCUACGAUAUCUCCAACAAACGCCGUUUGGGAUUGACUGAAUACCAAGCAGUCAAGGAGAUGUCAGACGGUAUCACCGAGCUCAUCAAAAUUGAAAAGAGCUUGUAAAUGGCUUAGGAUCUACAAUGCAAGCAUCCAAGAUUAAAAUUGUUUCAUUUUCAACAACAAAAUAAUCAAUGAUCGGCAAUAAAUUUAUUGGAACUAAUAAAUGUUCAACAAAAAAAAACACAAAACUGCUUUUUGAACAUCAUAUUAAUUUAUGCUGAAAUCUAUCUAAAUCAUGAUAAAACCAAAAAAAAACUUACUUGUAAAACUAAAAUCAAAAUUUUGAUGUAAAAUGUAA
Messenger RNA from Contarinia nasturtii (swede midge), 1472 nucleotides. It is a transcript of the gene Argk1, whose product is annotated as arginine kinase. The record is from RefSeq and is a predicted model, not a curated record. The transcript has 4 exons. Gene Ontology annotation, molecular function: creatine kinase activity. Gene Ontology annotation, biological process: phosphocreatine biosynthetic process. Bases 170 to 1237 code for a protein of 355 amino acids. Lineage: Eukaryota; Metazoa; Arthropoda; Insecta; Diptera; Cecidomyiidae.